ACAAUUUCUCAAUUUACUCAAUAUGUGUGAAGUUCGCAUACACUAUCCAGCGCCAAAUUUCAGCUCAAUGGGGUUUGUAAAUGGCCAAUUUCAGAACUUGACUCUGCAAGACUAUCGCGGCAAAUAUAUUGCAUUACUUUUCUACAACGGAGACUUUUUGAAUGCAUGUCCAGCUGAAUUGAUUGCUUUCAGCGAUCGUGCAACGGAGUUUCGCGAGGUGGGCUGCCAAAUUAUUGCCUGCUCUACCGAUUCUCACUUUGCACACGAAGCCUGGACACAAUGGCAGCCGCGCUUUGGAGGAUUGGGUGAAAUAGACAUUGCUUUGUUGGGUGAUAAGUCCACCGAAAUUGCCCGUCAAUAUGGAGUUCUAUUAGAAACAGGCCAUUCAGAACGUGCUUUAUUUAUCAUCGAUCGUAACGGCCUGGUGCGUCAGAUUACAAUAAACGAUUCAAAAGUCCGACUCAGUGUUGAUGAAGCAUUGCGUUUGAUACACGCUUUUCAAUUCACUGAUGAAUUUGGCCUGAAGUGUCCUCCACAGACGAAAUCGAACAAAUCGUCAUUCUCAUAAGAAAAAGUGUAAUUUUGUGCAAGGGGAGUGCGAGUGUAGCAAUCUUUUUAACG
This is a messenger RNA of Scaptodrosophila lebanonensis, 621 nucleotides long. Its product is annotated as peroxiredoxin 1-like. Gene Ontology annotation, molecular function: thioredoxin peroxidase activity. The record is from RefSeq and is a predicted model, not a curated record. Gene Ontology annotation, biological process: cell redox homeostasis; cellular response to stress; hydrogen peroxide catabolic process. The transcript has a single exon. Gene Ontology annotation, cellular component: cytosol. The coding region runs from base 23 to 568 and encodes 181 amino acids. Lineage: Eukaryota; Metazoa; Arthropoda; Insecta; Diptera; Drosophilidae.